AUGUCACUCGCUGCCACCCUCCCCAGCUCGCCACAAGAUCUUUCGAACCUGGUAAUCCAAGCAUGUCUGGCAUCCCUGGGGAAGAAAAUCCCUUUGGUGUUAGGCGUCCAAAUCGUGACGCGAAUAAGGACUUGUAUUAUUGAACAUCCUCCGGGUGAAAAUGAGUUAGCUCCAUUGCUUACCAGUUUCUCCAGUCUCGUGUUUUUGUUACCCCGAUCGCAUGAGUUCAAUCGCCUAUUCAAUAAUAAGCAGUUUCUCACAAAGCUAGUACAGUACUCUAUAGCCCACAAAUUCGACCAUUCGCCUUAUAUUAUCGCCACUACUUAUUUGAGAGGUGACUUCUUGAAGGAAACUACCCUUUCAACAAAUAACGAUAAUGAAUCGUACGAUCUUUUCAUCCAAGUGAUCAUGGAAAACUUGGAGUUUGUGGAAAAUAUUGCCAUAAGAUUCACAACAGUUAUUGAUCAUGCAAUGGCAGCCAUUAAUUUACAAUUCUUGACAAACCUUUAUACAGUAUUACUUUAUCCUCCUCUUUGGUCUUAUUGUUUGACGUUAGCUCCUCAUAUAAGGCUGAGAGGCUUGGCCAAUAUUAUUUGUGAGAUGAUAUACCAUCAUAGAAUUAUUCCCAUGGCCACAUAUGGAACAAUUGUCGAAUCAUUUAGUGACAAUGCUACUAAACUCAUGGGGAUCUUUGAAAAACCGGAUUAUGAUUAUUCACAAGACACCACUUUCAAUGAAAAUUUGAAUGAUAUCUGCUCGGGGGUUAAAAAAUUCACAUUCUUCGAUAUUUCUGACAUGUCCGAACCCGAAAUUUAUGCCAAAUGUGGUUUCACAAACGAUUUGAAGUCCUAUAUUUUGCAAAAUUUUCUGGCAUCAACGAUAAUGACAAUUAAAGUGUUCAUCACCGCAACCUAUACUGAAAAGUUUGUUGCAGACGUUUCUAAACAGCACUGUUUGGCUAGUAGCAUGCCUCAAAGAUUUCCCACCAUCCGGUUUGUUUUGGAAAUUGCUUCAAUGUUACACACCAAGUUUUUCCACCCUUCCAACCCCAAUCAUGAGGUGGUGAAAAACUUUAUUAUAUAUGUUGAUGUAUUGUUGUUAGUUUUACUCCAAAAAGCCCUUGGAUAUUGGAAACAUUCUGAAGCCGGUAAUGACAAUCUUGAGGAUUGCCUGUUUAUAAUGAACCUAUUGAAAAUGGACUUGCAAUAUCUCAAUUAUAAUAUGGUAUCUGUUGGUGGUUUUAAUGCCGCAUUCAGUAAGUUGAAAUAUGAUCUCACUUAUGAUAAAAUCAGACAAGUUCAAAUGCGAUUUCUCAAAGAUGACCAGUACUUGGAUUACUUGAAUGAUAAAGAUUUCAAAAUGUAUAACAAAGCAUUGAUGGAAAGCGUGAAGAUGUUUAUCGUGAAUGAAAGAGUACUAGAAUUGACUAAAGGGAUGAUGUGUUAUACCAGGAAUCCACUCGAUAAUACAGGUAAUCCAGAUUCUUGCAGGGCUUUCUUUGCGAUUUCCCCCAAAGGGAAUUCUUUGGUUUAUGUAAAUUUACCACUGUAUAUGAGGGACGAUGAAGAAGAUAUCGAUAAAAUGCACAGCUUACUAGAUGGUAAAAACGCGAAACAUAUCUUUGUGAAAUCUAUCAAGAAAGUGGUGGCCGAAAAGCUCAGCUAUGGAAGAGACGUUUUGUUUGGGUCGAACUUUGGUGUAUCAACCGAUGCCAUCAAAUCAUUAGCGUUUCUUGGACAAAAGACUGCGGUCACAAGAAACCAGAUGUUCACAAAUAUGAAGAAGGUUGUCACAAAGAUCUCCUUGAUCAAUUAUUCUAAUAGAGAGUUUUUCACAUUCUAUACAGAUACCAACAGGGCUGCCACAUUAUGGACCGAUACUUUGAACUUGUUGGCGGAUAAUUUCCAACUCAAUAAGGUGACGGAGGAGACUCAGUCGCAUGUGGAAGAAUUGUUUGAUAUCAAAAGAACUUUGCAGUUUUUACCACUCGCAGACAUUUAUAACAAUAGAAUUGUUGACAUGUAUACCACUAGCGACUCUCAUUCUUUGGACUCUCAACAACAACAGGGGAACUUCUUACAAGUGAAAAACAUCAAUUUUGAUAUAAGUCCAUUAAUUGACACACACACUGGAUGGACCCUGGCACCCAUUAAAUCUAUGAAGCAUACAAUCAAUGAUAUAUAUCUGACCAAAGAAGAAGACAGUUUUGAGUAUUCUUACGAUGAAUUAGUGGAUGUCGCUAGUGGGUUUUACUAUUCUUAG
Molecule: messenger RNA, 2262 nt
Organism: Saccharomycopsis crataegensis
Lineage: Eukaryota; Fungi; Ascomycota; Saccharomycetes; Ascoideales; Saccharomycopsidaceae
Exons: 1
Coding region: 1-2262 (753 amino acids)
Source: RefSeq, a predicted model, not a curated record